GUGGGUUUGGGGUCACUGAGCAAAGCGAAACUAAAGUCCUGUUUGCACAGCUACUGUACAAACACGUCGUAGACAUUUUUUUUGCCAACUCACGGACAAGGAAAAGAUAAGAAAAUGUGCAUUUUUGGAGAUCUCAUGAAAAUCAACACAACUGGGGCGUCUUCCAAGACAGCUUCUCAGGACAACUACAAAAUAAUCGGUGUUGAAGCCUCACAUAAAAUGGCUGAAUAUGAUCUAAAGAGGAUGGACAUGUACAAGCCCAUCAUCAUGAAUGUUGCCAGAGCUAAAAAGUUGGACCCGGCGGUGAUUGCAGGCAUCAUAUCGAGAGAGACAAGGGCUGGGUCGCCCACAUCGGGGCUUGUUAAUGGCUGGGGAGAUGGAGGCAACGCCUUUGGACUUAUGCAGGUUGACAAACGUUACCACAGUCCAAAAGGAGACUGGGACAGUGAGGAGCACAUCAAUCAAGCUACUGAUAUUUUAAUCGGUUUCAUUAAAAUAAUUGAAGGAAAUUUCCCAAACUGGUCCAAAGAGGAUCACUUUAAAGGAGGAAUUGCAGCCUACAAUGCUGGCCCGGGAAAUGUUUGCUCUCAUGCGGACAUGGAUUGCAAGACUACAGGGGGAGACUAUGCAAAUGAUGUGGUGGCCAGGGCUCAGUAUUAAAAACUCCAUGGAUACUAGUGUUAAUUUUGUCAGCUAUUUUCAAAGUUUUAGUCCCAGGAUAAAUGUUCCUGUUAGACUUUUAUCAUAUUUAGUCAAUCGUAUCCCAUCUAUGAGUUUUAGUCGACUAAAAGUCUGAACAUUUUAGUCUAGGUUUAGUCAAAGAAACCUCUAAGUAUUUUAGUCUAGUUUUAGUUAAUGUAAACGUAACAUUUUAGCUGAAA
Clarias gariepinus (North African catfish) is the source of this 881-nucleotide messenger RNA. Its product is annotated as lysozyme g-like. Gene Ontology annotation, molecular function: lysozyme activity. Gene Ontology annotation, cellular component: extracellular region. The coding region runs from base 115 to 660 and encodes 181 amino acids. Gene Ontology annotation, biological process: defense response to Gram-positive bacterium; peptidoglycan catabolic process. The record is from RefSeq and is a predicted model, not a curated record. The transcript is spliced from 5 exons. NCBI's taxonomy places the organism in Eukaryota, Metazoa, Chordata, Actinopteri, Siluriformes, Clariidae.